UAACACAGUACUGUCUACCAAUUAUUUACCUUGAUGUAUCUAAUUGUUGUUUAUUUUUAAAUACAUGAUAUCUUCAAAUAUUCAGCCCUGCAUAUAUCAGAAUCAUGUUUUUUCCCCUGACAGUUAUUAUGACUGAUUAUAGCGCUAUAUUAUCAGGAGAACACACAACCUUGGGGAACCCCAAGAAGAGGACAAUGUUGGACAAAAUACAAGCAAAUGUUGGACAUUGGCCAUCAACCUCUACUAUAAUAUAACUAUAGAUGAUAUACUGUAGUCAGGUAGCACAUGUUGACUUCCUGUUAACCCUUUGAUUGGCUAUCCCUCUCUGAAAAACAACAUAAAGGCCAAGAUCUAGGCCGAAAUAUUCAGUUUCUAAUAGCAAUUGCAAUGCAAUGGAACCAACAUUUCCAAUGAAGGCUGACAAGCCUAGUGACUAAUGACAUGUUCUCACAUGGUGAUAACGCCUUGCAAGAAGCUGCAUGCAAACCCGCUGAUGGAAAAUGGAGAUACAGACAAAUUUAGUCAAGGGCACCAUUUUGUGUCACUGACACCUACACCACAGCCUAUGCCAUUGGUUCUGAGGAAACAUCUGUGUGGGAGGUGUUUGUAAAUGUUUAUGUAAAGCAUUAUUUCUGUUUCAUACUGAGUCAACUGUUAGAUUUGUAACUUUAGCUUAAUUUCCUAUAGCUUUAAAUUACAAACAUUAAGUGGCAGUUUUGGCUUAGGCCUGUAGCCUACACAUUUUAGAGCAGUUUACCUGUGUUUAAAGAAAAAAUACAAUUAAGAAUACAAAAAAAUACAACAAAGUAAUCUGCCUCAUCAGUGUUUGUAAUCAUGAUCGCUACCUCUGCCAUAAUUAUUGUAUUUAUGGUUUGGGCCUCAUUUCCAACAUCAGGUUCUUCAAGUCCUCUUCGCACACCGCUUGGUAGAAAAUUGUUGAUACCCUGCAUAAGUAAUGAAAGUCAUCCAGAAUCUUUUAGCUGGUUUUACAGUACAAACAAUGCUGGUCAGCGCCGCACCCAGCUUUUUCAUGAGGAUAAAAGUGGCCGACAUCACCUUUCCAAAGAUUUAUGGCAUAGAAAGAGUGUUUCAAGGAAUCGUUCAUUGGUAAUCAGCCCUUUUACAGAGAAGGAUCAAGGAAUAUACUCAUGUGAAUUGUAUAAAAAUUACAAGAUGACAUAUGGAUUGUCCACUUCAGUUGUUCUUGAAAAAGAAUCCCCUCAUGCCAGUAAUAACCACUGUGCCAGACAGUGGCUUUAUGCAUGAAGUAACAAAGAAUGUGAUUACCAGCACAUAUUACUCACUUGACUCCGCUCUGAACAACACCACCAACAAAAGAAUAGACAAUGGGCCUACUCCUUCAGUUAACGUUACCUGUCUGACACUGACGUGUGAUGGAGGCCCCACCAGUCUCAGUGCUGCCCAUCACGGGGGGCACAAUCAACAUGAUGGAGUACCUGCUGCAAGGCAGCGUCUUGGACCAGGCCCUCGAAAGCCUAUUGCACCGCCUCCGGGGCCUUUGUGACAACAUGGAACCCGAGACAUUCGCCGACCAUGAGCUGGUCUACCUCCUGAAGGGCCAGCAGGGCAACCCAUUCCUGCUACGUGCCCGCCGCUCCCUCUCCCACCCAACAGUUCCCUGGCACCUGCGCUACCUGGGCCAGCCGGAGGUGGGUGACAAGUCCCGCCACGCGCUUGUUCGCAACUGUGUGGAUGUGGCCACCUCGCACAGCCUGCCCGAUUUCCUCAACGAAAUGGGCUUCCGCAUGGACCACGAGUUCGUAGCCAAGGGCCACAUUUUCCGUAGAGGCGUGCUCAAAGUGGUGGUGAGUAAACUGUCACGCAUCCUGGUCCCUGGGAAUACAGAGAACACUGAGCCGCUGUCACUCUCCUACCUGGUGGAGCUCAGUGUGUUGGCCCCCGCGGGCCAGGAUACCAUGUCGGAGGACAUGCGCAGCUUCGCUGAGCAGCUCAAGCCCCUAGUUCACCUGGAGAAGAUUGACCCCAAGAGACACAUGUAAGAAGGGGUGUGUUAAGAUGUUGUAAGUGGCUAUUGGCAGUCAUGGACAAAGUGGAGUUUUUAUUAAAAUGUAUUUUUUGGGACUUAAUUUUGUAUGAUUCCUAUAAGAAAGCGCUUUCCCACAGUCCUUUGUCUCUGUGAAGGAACUCUAUAUCUCACCAUCUGCCAUUAGGAUGUUAGUAGUGUUUGAAAAGGACUUCACAAGAGGAUUGACACAGCCAACAUGGACGAUGUGACAAAUGAGGCUUUGAAUGAGUCAAUAAAUAACAAUAUCUAUUCAGUGCUGAACAUUGGUUUUGUGUGAUGCUGAUAGUGCUUUGUUCUGUGUUGGAUAUGUUUCCAGAAAUGCACAGCUAUAGUGUUUAUUAAACAUGAUUUUUCUCAACU
Messenger RNA from Oncorhynchus kisutch (coho salmon), 2407 nucleotides. RefSeq names its product mediator of RNA polymerase II transcription subunit 18. Gene Ontology annotation, biological process: regulation of transcription by RNA polymerase II; termination of RNA polymerase II transcription. The record is from RefSeq and is a predicted model, not a curated record. The coding region runs from base 1395 to 2021 and encodes 208 amino acids. Gene Ontology annotation, cellular component: mediator complex; core mediator complex. Lineage: Eukaryota; Metazoa; Chordata; Actinopteri; Salmoniformes; Salmonidae. Gene Ontology annotation, molecular function: transcription coregulator activity. The transcript has 6 exons.